Messenger RNA from Planococcus citri (citrus mealybug), 2376 nucleotides. RefSeq names its product LIM homeobox transcription factor 1 alpha (gene Lmx1a). Bases 722 to 1897 code for a protein of 391 amino acids. Gene Ontology annotation, molecular function: RNA polymerase II transcription regulatory region sequence-specific DNA binding; DNA-binding transcription factor activity, RNA polymerase II-specific. Lineage: Eukaryota; Metazoa; Arthropoda; Insecta; Hemiptera; Pseudococcidae. The record is from RefSeq and is a predicted model, not a curated record. The transcript has 7 exons. Gene Ontology annotation, biological process: regulation of transcription by RNA polymerase II; neuron differentiation. Gene Ontology annotation, cellular component: nucleus.
GGUAGCUUUCAGUGUGUGCGGCGUCUGUUACUUUUUAAAUUUUAUAUCGCAAUUUAUUAUCCGCGCAUUUUACGUACAUAUAUACGAGUUAAUUGUUGUUGGCGCGCUUUUAACAAUUUUUCCAGGGGGGUUUUUCACGCUCGCGUCCGAAUCGUCGUCGUAAAAACCUUCUUCGUCGUCGAGUCGAGUUAUUCUAUACGUAUAAUAUUUUUCUCGAUUUUUUUUCAUUUUGUUUUUUUUUUUUCGUUUCGUUUCGUAUCUGGUAUCGACAUCGAAUCAUAUACAGUACAGAUGUAAUAAUAAUUUUCGUGGUUUUUUCCUCUCCCCUCCCUUUUUCCUCGUCGUAUACGAGAUCGUUAUCAAUAUUGAGUAUCAGUGAUAAGAAGUUACGGUGAAAUUUUGAUAGCAUGUUAGACAUUCUUCGAUGUAACAUGGUCCAGAGCAACGAUACUUUGCAUCCUUGUUCGGCAAGAUCUAGUAAGUAGUGCUGAUAUAUUGAAAAAUAUACUAAUUUUAUAGGCUAUACUUUUGGCCACCUGUGUUUUCGUGGUUCGUUCGAUCCGUUGUGGUCUUCAUCGAGUCCAUUGGGCCCUUCUCAGCGAUUCGAAAACAAGCACUCGUUGGGAUACGUUGACACCGAGUUUCCCAAAACUGACCCAAGGGGUUCCCCAAACCAAUCUGUUUUCUCGGAUGCAUAAAGCCCAUACUCGUAGUAUGUUUUAUGGUAUUCUGUCCCGGAACCGGCGACGACGACCUUCAAAUCGACGGUAUGACGGUCAAAAAGCCUGUGGUAAAAUGUGGUCAAGCUGCGAAAAAGCUAAUUCCUAGAGAACCUAGUCCAUGCGACUUGAAACCUCAACCUCAACCUCCUCCAUCCCCAAAUAAGGACCCACCUUCUCGAAACGGUGUCAUUGUAAAAAAUGACUUAGGAUACCAAGUGAAAAGCGAAAGAAUACUAUGCGAAGGUUGCGGCCAUAAAAUUCAGGAUCGAUAUUUAAUGAAAGUUGGAGACGGGAGCUGGCACGAGCACUGUUUAGCUUGUUCGAUAUGCGGUAUACAAUUAAGUCACUCUUGUUACUCCAGGAAUAAUAAAUUCUAUUGUAAAAUGGACUACGAUCGGUUAUUUGGUGUAAAAUGUACGAGAUGUGGAGUGACAAUAUUACCACAAGAGAUGGUAAUGCGAGCCCAAGACUACGUUUACCAUUUACCCUGUUUCAUAUGUAUAAUGUGUUGCCAACCUUUACAAAAAGGCGAACAGUUCGUGCUACGAGGAGGCCAAUUAUUCUGCAGACCUGAUUACGAAAAUGAAAUGCUCCUAGUUCAACAGUCUUCGUCUCCAGAAAACUUGAUAAUAAAUGAGAAUUGUCGACCAAGAGAUGGAAGAAGGGGACCUAAAAGGCCUAGAACUAUUUUAACAUCCGUUCAAAGGCGUCAAUUUAAAGCAUCUUUCGAAGUCAGUCCGAAACCGUGUCGAAAAGUUAGAGAAGCUUUAGCCAAAGAUACCGGACUAAGUGUCAGAGUAGUUCAAGUUUGGUUUCAAAAUCAAAGAGCCAAGAUGAAGAAAAUACAACGAAAAGCUAAACAAGAAAAUGAGAAAAAUUGUGAUAAAAAUGAUAAAGGUGAAUCAGAUAUGAAACAAGAAAACAUUGGAUCAGAUCAUAGCACAUAUAUCGGGGAACAUUCCGGCGAAAGUUUCUGCAGCUCAGACGUAUCUUUAGACGGAAGUACGAACAUGGAAGAAGGCACAGGAUCAGAUAGUCUGUCAUUAGAUCUAAGUAUGACUUCAAGAAGUCACGACAACAGCAAUUCCUUACACCAUAGCUCGAUGUUAACCCAAGUCAAUCCUAUAGAUAAACUAUACCUAAUGCAAAAUUCAUACUUUAGCGCCAACGAAUAAUAAUAAAAUUCAUUCGAGCGUUACAAGCAUAGCUUUAUACUUAUAUCCUUAAAACGAUACAAUUUGAAAACCUAGUGAUAUUAUUGUUUUUAUUUUUUCGAAAAACAAUUGUAAUAAUUUUUACAAUACAUUUCAAACAUUUAAUGUAAGUACAACUUUGAAUCAUUCCUCAGUCAAUAUUAAUUCGUGUAAUUUUUGAAAAAAACGAGAUUUUUUGUAUUGUUUUUUUUUCUCCUUUGAAUGUGUGUUAUUUUGCUGUGCAUAAUUUUAUCAGUGUUCUUUCUUUUUACAAAUAAUGAUGUUAUGAAAAUAUACAUGUAUGUGUCUGUACAUUCACUACCCUGAUCGUUUUUGAUUAUGUUAUAAUGUAAUUUUCAAUACAUCGAAAGCUACGAUGAUUUCGAUUUAACAUUUUGUUAUGUGUAAUAUGGUGUUUCGGAUUUUUAUUCAACAAAAUAAAUGUCGUAAUUGCUGUUUUA